Messenger RNA from Lontra canadensis (Northern American river otter), 1544 nucleotides. It is a transcript of the gene STX1B, whose product is annotated as syntaxin 1B. The record is from RefSeq and is a predicted model, not a curated record. The transcript has 10 exons. Gene Ontology annotation, biological process: exocytic insertion of neurotransmitter receptor to postsynaptic membrane; vesicle fusion; intracellular protein transport. NCBI's taxonomy places the organism in Eukaryota, Metazoa, Chordata, Mammalia, Carnivora, Mustelidae. Gene Ontology annotation, cellular component: SNARE complex; endomembrane system; plasma membrane. Gene Ontology annotation, molecular function: SNARE binding; SNAP receptor activity. The coding region runs from base 75 to 941 and encodes 288 amino acids.
CGAGGCAGGAGGCAGGGAGCAGCAGCAGAGGCAGGAGGAGGACGAGGAGGAGGAGGAGGAGGAGCCGUCGCAGGAUGAAGGAUCGGACUCAGGAGCUGCGGAGUGCUAAAGACAGUGAUGAUGAAGAGGAGGUGGUCCACGUGGAUCGCGACCACUUCAUGGACGAGUUCUUUGAACAGGUGGAAGAGAUCCGGGGCUGCAUUGAGAAACUGUCAGAGGAUGUGGAGCAAGUGAAAAAACAGCACAGUGCCAUCCUGGCCGCCCCCAAUCCAGAUGAGAAGACCAAACAGGAGCUGGAGGACCUCACCGCAGACAUCAAGAAGACGGCCAACAAGGUUCGCUCCAAGUUGAAAGCAAUCGAGCAAAGCAUUGAACAAGAGGAGGGGCUGAACCGUUCCUCAGCGGACCUGCGCAUCCGCAAGACCCAGCACUCCACACUCUCCCGGAAGUUCGUGGAAGUAAUGACCGAAUAUAACGCGACCCAGUCCAAGUACCGGGACCGCUGCAAGGACCGGAUCCAGCGGCAGCUGGAGAUCACUGGAAGGACCACCACGAACGAGGAACUGGAAGACAUGCUGGAGAGCGGGAAGUUGGCCAUCUUCACCGAUGAUAUCAAAAUGGACUCACAGAUGACGAAGCAGGCACUGAAUGAGAUCGAGACGAGGCACAACGAGAUCAUCAAACUGGAAACCAGCAUCCGAGAGCUGCAUGACAUGUUUGUGGACAUGGCCAUGCUUGUGGAAAGCCAGGGUGAGAUGAUUGACCGCAUUGAGUACAACGUGGAACAUUCCGUGGACUAUGUGGAGCGAGCUGUGUCCGACACCAAGAAAGCUGUGAAAUACCAGAGCAAGGCCCGGAGGAAGAAAAUCAUGAUCAUCAUUUGCUGUGUGGUGCUGGGGGUGGUCUUGGCGUCAUCCAUUGGGGGGACGCUGGGCUUGUAGGCCCCCCCACCCCUGUCUCUCCCAGACCCUUCCCCCACCACAUUGGGAGCAAUACCCCCACCACCCCUUUCACUCCAUCCCCUGCUCCAGGCUCACCCCCAAGACAGAUCCAGGCAGCCCCCCUUCCCCACUUCCUGUCAGACCCCAGAGUCCCCGGACCUCCCCCCCCCACCCGCCACGGACCACCCCCCGCACGUAGACAGCAGCAGGCGUGAUUACACACGCACACCCACAUGCGUGCCGCCAGAACAUGCUCAAGACGUGUGGACACCCCAGCGUGUGUGUGUGUGCGUGCGUACAUGUGUGUAGAAACCCCAAAUCCCCCUUCUGCCCCCCUCCCAGUCUGUGUGUCAUCUGAGCUUUCCCCCUUCACUUGGGUUGUUGUGUGUGGACUGUGGCCAGGUGUAACACAGCAGCCCUGCUCUGUCUUCUGUGAACAGGUGUGUGUGUGUGUGUGUGUGUGUGUGUGUGUGCGUGCACGCCCAUGUGUACGUUGUGAGCCUGUGGAGCUUAAUCAAGGUGAGUGGGAGCACACACGUAUCCCUAACCCAGCCCAGCUGUGUAUAUGUGUGCGUUUCUCCCAGCAGGUAAUGUGUGUGUGUG